AAGGCUACAUGAAGACAUAUUGGCUGAAGGGGAAGAAGGACCUAUCGUUUAAGACUCCAGCAGAGCUCCGCUACAGCAGUGAACAGAAGGACUCAGAGGACAGGAGCUCCAAUGGGUCCACCUGCACCAACACCAAGCGCUCCACCUCCAACCUGAACAUUCCCAACGAGGAGCAGGCAGAGGGCAAGCCCACCCCCACAGAGCUGCCUGCAGAGCCCUUACCUUCACUAGAGGGCGCCCCCGAAGACUCUACAGACCCCACCGAGCCACAGGAGAAGAAAGUCAAAAAGAACACUAAGAACAACAACAAAGGGGGCGCGGCCAAGCCCGAAGCUCCUCCGCAGCAGGUCAAUGUGGUGCAGGAGAGUGCAGUGCCUCCUGCUGCUGCCCAGGAGACCCCCACAGCCCCCCCGGCCACCGCCGCCCCAGUGCUCAACAACAAGAGGAACAGCUUCAGGCAGCAUACCAAGCUGCCCGCACACCUUCCCAUGCACAGCACUUCCUGUUGCCUACUGUGAGAGGAGAGGCUAAAAUAAUGUGACUGGCCUGCAUCUUAUUGACAGUCCUGUGAAGACAAACCCUGAAACUGACCCUAACCUUGAACCUUAACCAAUUAGAAAAUUCAACAUGGUUUCGCUGGUCAGUCACAUCCCUUUUGUUUUUCCCUACUGUGAGAUGGACCAGACCAGAGUUCAAGACCUCUCAUCUCAGAUUAUUGGCCAGCCUUCCUGUUCAAUAUAUUGUAUGACGCCCUGUUGUUUAUCCUAUGUUUUUCCUUAGGCAGGACCUGAGUGUCCCCACAGCAACAUUCAGGGCAGCCCACACCUAAUGUAAUGUAUUCAUCCAUUUAUUCAAGGUGGAGUUAGAGGUAGACAGGGCGGACCACCCCACUUAAGUAUUAAUAGAGGAAACAUUGAUGCCCCUAAAAUUAAAAAAAUGUGACAUUGCUGAAUUUUUUAAAAUCUUCCAACAAAUAUAUACCGAUACUCAUGUCAAACAGUGGGCCUCUUUUGGUAAUACAAGCACCUGGCUAAUGUCACAGAUUUGUGCAUGUUGUUGAAAGGACAUGUCAAUAAAUGUACAGUUCAGUUUAUUACUGUCGGUGAAAACAAACAUUACAGGAUCACAAUGGAUUGGUAUACAGAGUAAGAUGAGAUGUCAAGAGAUGGUUGUAUUUUAUUUGCAUAAACUAGUUCUGAGAAGUCUGACCCAAGUUACAGUUCUUAUACUGUGUUUAAUGAUGGAAUAAUAUUGACUUUAAUAUUCAUUUAUAUAAUAGCGCUUUUCCUAAUGCUCUAAGUGCUUUACCUUUCUGUUUUGUAUUUGUAAUUUGUUGCACGUUUACUGAAUGUUAGCAUAUCUUUGUCCAUAAAAACUGUACAGACAAGCACGUCAA
Oncorhynchus nerka (sockeye salmon) is the source of this 1396-nucleotide messenger RNA. RefSeq lists its product as uncharacterized. Lineage: Eukaryota; Metazoa; Chordata; Actinopteri; Salmoniformes; Salmonidae. The coding region runs from base 9 to 518 and encodes 169 amino acids. The transcript has 2 exons. The record is from RefSeq and is a predicted model, not a curated record.